AGGAGGGGCCGGAUCGUGCGUACGAAGAUUGCGUGAAAUAGAAAGGACCGGUGGUCAAAAGUACUGCGUCGAGAAUCGCGGGAUCCUGAACCGUGAUUGGUCGUUGCUCGGCGUGGGAUCUUGCAGUCACCCUUAUAGAUCGCCGGAUGGACGAUCGGUUCUGCAGUUCGUUGAUCGCAAACAUCGUUCGUAGACCAUCGCCGAGAAUUCGCGACAAUGAUUGGAAGAAUCUUUGUGUUCGGUGUUGUUUGUCUCGUUGCAUCCGAGGGGGCUAACGUCUCGAGAGUGAAGCGACAAGAUGGCCACGUGAUAGACAACAUCUUCAACAUCCCGAUCACGGCGAUCAGGCAAACCGCUGCUGCGGCUCAGUCGUUCAUCCCUGCAAAUUCUCCGGUCAUCGACAGCGUCUUACAGAUUCCUAUAUCGACUCUCGAGGCGGUUGGAAAUCUCGUGAAAUCAACGUCUGGACAAAAGGCACAGAAUCCCAUGGAACUCCAGAAGGUGCGACAAGAGAGAAGGGACAAAAUGUUAGCCCAAAGGGAAAAGCAAAGAUUGCAAAGGGAGCAAAUUCAACAGGAACGUUUGAAACAGCAACACACGAAGAGGACGAUCAUGGUUCAUAACAAAGAUCCGUUCGGGCUCAACGCCUGGUCUAAUCUUCUGGUUGGUAAUCACGGUUUGUUAGGUGGUUAUGGUGGUCAUGGUGGUCAUGGUGGUCAUGGUGGGCAUGGAAAUCAGGGCAACCAAGGAGGCCACGGUGGAGUAACAGGCCCUAAUCAGAACACUUACGAGGUCUAUGAAAAUGUGGAAGAAGACAAUAACUAUGCUUGGCACGGGAUCACUGCCGGAUUCGGGACAGUUUAUGGUUCCAGACCGAGCAGCACAUUCGCGAUACAGAACAAGAUCGCCCCGAAGGAGGGCGAGCCAAACAAAUACGCCUACGACGACUCGCGAAUACAGAAUAAAAUCGCUCCGACCACGAACUCUAAGGACAGGUUCAGAUUCGAGGAGGAUCCCCCAUUGCAGAACAAAAUUGCACCCAAAAGCAACAGAAUAACUUUCCAGUCUUGA
Colletes gigas is the source of this 1071-nucleotide messenger RNA. RefSeq lists its product as uncharacterized. The record is from RefSeq and is a predicted model, not a curated record. The coding region runs from base 217 to 1071 and encodes 284 amino acids. NCBI's taxonomy places the organism in Eukaryota, Metazoa, Arthropoda, Insecta, Hymenoptera, Colletidae. The transcript is spliced from 5 exons.